Ustilaginoidea virens is the source of this 1125-nucleotide messenger RNA. RefSeq lists its product as uncharacterized. Gene Ontology annotation, cellular component: U2-type catalytic step 2 spliceosome; Prp19 complex; U2-type catalytic step 1 spliceosome. The coding region runs from base 1 to 1125 and encodes 374 amino acids. Lineage: Eukaryota; Fungi; Ascomycota; Sordariomycetes; Hypocreales; Clavicipitaceae. The transcript is spliced from 2 exons. Gene Ontology annotation, molecular function: pre-mRNA binding; U6 snRNA binding. The record is from RefSeq and is a predicted model, not a curated record.
AUGCCCCCCCAAAUCAAACAAGACCUGAAUAGGUCAGGAUGGGAAAGCACCGACUUUCCGUCAGUUUGCGAAAACUGUCUCCCCGAAAAUCCUUAUGUGAAAAUGCUCAAGGAGGACUAUGGUGCUGAAUGCAAAUUGUGUACAAGACCUUUCACAGUAUUCAGCUGGAACGGCGCAGAUGCUGCUCACGGCCGAAAGAACAAGACCAAUAUUUGCUUGACAUGCACUCGGCUCAAGAACUGCUGCCAAAGUUGCAUGCUUGAUCUUUCUUUCGGUCUGCCCAUCGCGGUUCGUGAUGCCGCGCUCAAGAUGGUCGCCGCUGGCCCUCAGUCAGACGUGAACCGAGAAUAUUUUGCGCAGAAUAACGAGCAACUGAUUGAAGAGGGCAAAGUCGGCACGGAAGAGUACGAGAAAACGGACGACAAAGCGCGGGAGCUGCUACGUCGACUCGCGACAAGCAAGCCAUAUUUCAGAAAAGGACGCGCCGUCACCGAAGCCGAGCUCGCAGGGGCCAGCGCAGGGGGCAGCGCCGCCGUCGGGUCUGGCGAAGCAGGUCCAGGUCCGGUUCGAACUCGCGAUCGCAAAGCAGCGGCAGGUGCCAGGUCACGAGGCGGGAGGGCUCGCCCAACAUUCCCCAGCGUUGCGCAACUACCUCCAAGCCCGAAAGACUGGCUUCCACCGGAUAACACGAGCAUCAUGUCACUUUUUGUUACCGGAAUAGAAGACGAUUUGCCGGAAUACAAGUUGCGAGACUUCUUCAAAGCUCACGGCAAGAUUAAAAGCUUGGUGUGCUCCCACAUGUCGCACUGCGCCUUUGUCAAUUACGAAACCCGAGAAGCGGCGGAAAAGGCUGCUGCGGCUUGUCAGGGUCGCGCAGUGAUUGCGGGUUGCCCUCUUCGCGUCAGAUGGGGUCAGCCCAAGGCAGUUGGCAAUAUGAACAAGGAAGAGAGAACCCAGAUGCUACGCGAUGCACGCAUGGGAGUCCCUCGGAAUCCCCGGUAUCCAAGAGCCAUUGAAGGGGACUCGCAAGGUAGCGCUUCAAACAUCACUGGUCCUGCGAGUGUUGUUGCGGCGCCGCCUGGAUCAGAAGAUACCCCGAAUUACGCAAGUCUCUUGGGGGACUGA